Ichthyophthirius multifiliis is the source of this 2517-nucleotide messenger RNA. RefSeq names its product transcription factor family protein, putative. Gene Ontology annotation, biological process: regulation of DNA-templated transcription. Gene Ontology annotation, cellular component: nucleus. Gene Ontology annotation, molecular function: zinc ion binding; DNA-binding transcription factor activity, RNA polymerase II-specific; RNA polymerase II transcription regulatory region sequence-specific DNA binding. The transcript is spliced from 3 exons. NCBI's taxonomy places the organism in Eukaryota, Ciliophora, Oligohymenophorea, Hymenostomatida. The record is from RefSeq and is a predicted model, not a curated record.
AUGAAAAUUUAAGAUACAAUAAAUCGCAUAAAUAAAGAAUAUAUAAGAAUAUCUAGAAAUUAAAUAGAAAAUAUACUCGCAGUUCCAAAUCCAAAAAAUAUAUUUUAAUGGCAUUUUUGUAUCCACGGUUUAAAAAACUGUGCAUUCGUAGGUGGUUAUUAUCAUGGAAUAUUAAAUUUACCACCUGAAUAUCCAUUAAAGCCUCCUACAAUAAAACUUAUAACUCCAAACGGAAGAUUUGCAGAAGGUUAGAAUAUUUGUACUAAUUUUACCAGUUUUCAUACUGAAUAAUGGGAAUCUUCAUGGAAUAUAGAAAAAAUGUUGAUUGCCAUUGUUAGCUUUAUGAAUGAUAAUGAAAUGAGUACAGGUGUUGUUGUAACUAGUGAAUAUGAAAAGAAUAGACUGGCUAAAUAAAGUCUGAUUUGGAAUUUAAAAAAUAAUAUAGAUUUUAAGAAAUAUUUUAAGAGUUUUUAUAAAAUAUUAAAUGUUCCUUCUAAUGUUUUUACAUUUGACGAAUAACAAUUAAAUUAAUAUGAAAAACAAGUUUUAGGAAUACAAUAUUAUCAGGGUACAUGCAGUAAAUGUGAAGUAUCAUAAUAAUCUACUUGUUAUUGUGGUAAAAAAAACCAAGAAACCCUAUGUGGUGAAGAAAACUUUUCUUGUAAUGACGUUUGUGGUAAAUCACUAGACUGUGGUAAUCAUAAAUGCUAAUAGAAAUGUCAUAAAGGAUUAUGUACUCCUUGCUAAUUACUUCCAGAGGAUGUUGAUACAUGCCCAUGUGGCUAAUCAUCUCUCCUAAUACUCGCUGGAGGUAAUUUUCGUGAAAAAUGCACAGAUCCAAUCCCUACUUGUACUAGUAUAUGUAAUAAACCACUCUCAUGUAAUAUUCAUAAAUGCUAAAACAAAUGCCACGAAGGCGAAUGUGUUAAAUGUGAAGAAUACAUAGAAGAAAUAUGCCGAUGUAAACAAUCUAAACGAGAAAUCGAAUGCUUUAAGCUAACCUUAAAUAAGACUUUAGGAAAAUAAUACAUAUGUGAUCGCAUUUGUAAAAAAACUAAAUCAUGUAAUGUCCAUAAAUGUAAUACUCCAUGUUGUCCUGUGAACAAAUCUAAUAAUGACCUCCAAGGUAUCCAUUUAUGUUUAAAAGUAUGUGAAAAAAAGCUCUCUUGUGGUAAGCAUACAUGUGAAUUAUUCUGUCACUUAGGCCUUUGUGGAAAAUGCCCAAUUAAAAUAAACGAACCAAUCUCCUGUAUAUGUGGAAAAGCGACCCUCAAACCCCCCUAACCAUGCGGAACUGAACCUCCCGAAUGCCAUUUUCCCUGUUCUCGUGAAAAGCCCUGUGGUCAUCCCUGCCAUUUGAACUGCCAUAUAGACCAAUGUCCUCCGUGUGAAUUCAAAGUGGAGAAAAAAUGCCGUUGUGGGGCUGCUAUAGUCCCUAAUGUAAGCUGUUCUAAGGAAGCCUUAUGUACUAUUGCUUGCGGAAAACCUCUUUCUUGUGGACAUAAAUGUGAGGAAGUAUGCCAUUUAGGAUAAUGUCCUAAAGAAGGAAAUUGCUAGAAAAAAUGCAAUAAAUAAAGGCUUUUUUGUGGUCAUAAAUGCAUAUAAACAUGUCAUGGAUAAAGUGAGUGUCCAAAAGAACCUUGUAAAGUAGAAAUAGUGAUAAAAUGUAAAUGCGGACAUAGGGAAGCUUUCGUAGAAUGUGGUACUUCAGACUGUGUUUUGGACCGGUCUUUAGCCUGUAAUGAUGUUUGUAGAAAUAUUAAUAGAUUUGCGAGAUUUUAUGAUAAUGAGAAGGUCUUUUAUCCAGCUGUAUUAGUCAGAUUUGCGAAACAAAAUAUGCUAUACCUAAUAAAACUGGAAAAAAAAAUAGAGUCUUUUAUAAAAAAUUAGGAAAAGGAAUUAUCUUUGCCUUUCUAAAAUGACACUUAGAAAAAAGUCUCUGUUUAAAAUUUGUUAGCAAGACAUUAUCAUUUAAAUGUGUAGUAUUAUAAUCAUUUUAAUUCCCCUUAUUUUGUUAUUGAAAGUACAAAAGAUGUCUGUAUUCCGAAAUGUCCACUUUCCGAGUAUUGUAAAAAAGUCGAAAAAGGAGAAAUUAAAUCCGAUGUUUCCCCUUUUUAGGUCUCGAUUAGAUUUAUAGGAGUUCUGGCCAAAAACGACCCGAAUUUCGAAUAAUUGGAUUAUAUAUUGAAAGAUGUAUAGAAGGAGUUCUAUGUAGAAAAGGAAGAUAGGUCAAUUGUGGUCCAUUUCUGGGAUAAACAAGUAGCCGAAGUAGCCUAAAAAAAGCUCUAUAAAAGCUAGUCUAUGUACUCGAAUUUCAGCUUCGAAGUCAACGAAAAACUACUGAAAGAAGAAUAAUAACUAAUAGUGCCUCCUUCAGAUAUUAUUAGAAGAAUGAAAGUUUAAAAAUAGUAGUAAUAAUAAAAUGAUUAAGGAGAAGAUUAAAUAAAUAAUUAAGAAUUUUAUAUAAUAGAUGAUGACAAAGACUAAAAAUAUGAAAAUUAUUAUACUAGAUGUUGA